AUGACCACAAUCUCCUUCCAGGUCGCCGAGCCUGGACCGCCAACGGAUGCGUCACAGGACGCCAGAAGGACAACGCCGGGACCGCCCUCGAGCGCUGCUCCAUCGCUUUUCGACAGCGAUCCUGAGAAAGGCGGCUCCACGCGACUCGACAGGGCCACCUCAGGACAGCCUUCACAGCAAGCCGAGAUCGAAGAAGGGAACUGGCCGACCGAAUGGCGGGCGUGGACGACACUGUGUGCCUGCUUCUUCCUCAUGUUCAACAGCUGGGGCCUCGUCAACGCCUACGGGACCUUUUCGUCAUACUACAAGGACGUACUCCUUCCGGACACUGAUGCGUUAUACUUCAACCUCAUCGGCGCAACGGAAUGUUUUAUGGUGCUCAUUUUGUCGGGCGUCGUCGGUCGCCUCCUGGACGCCGGGCUCUACAAGUACUUGCUCGGUACCGGCACCUUCCUCAUCACUCUUGGCUUCAUGAUGCUCAGCAUCUCCAACGGCAACGGCGAGUGGAAACAAGGCUCCUUCGCGAACAUUGAGGCCACGCACGGCAUCGUCGCGGGGCUGGGCAUGGCUUGCUUUUUCGUCAGCAGCUCGCAAAUCGCGGCUACAUGGUUUCAUCGCCGAAAGAGUCUGGCUAUUGGCAUCGUCGCCUCAGGUGCGAGCAUUUCCGGCCUCGUCUACCCAAUCAUGUUGCGCUUCCUCACCACGUCCAUCGGCUUCAACAAUGCGGUACGCUGUGUCGCAGGUCUGAUUGGAAUUACCGCCUUGUUCUCCUUCUUCUUCGCGACACCGAAUCCGAAACAUAUCCACCACAGUCCCGGUUCUUGGAUGGACCAUAGAGCUUGGGUGGACUUCGAGGCAUUCCAGUACAAGCCUUUCAACUGGUUCACCGCCAGUAUUGCUUUCCUGUUCCUGGGAUUUUAUCCAGUCUUCUUCAACCUUGAGGAGUGGGCUGCCUACAAAGGCUUCGGGUACAAAGCAGGCAUUGGCCGGACAUCUGGCCCGGGCGAGCACCGACCUCUGACGGCCGGUCUGGCCACAUAUUACAUGCUCGCUAUCAUGAACGCAAUGAGCACAUUCGGUCGUGUUGGAGCCGCUUGGCUUAGUGAUCACUUCGGUGCAGUCCGAGUCCACACCAUUGCCACUGGAGUCAGCUCUCUUCUCCUGCUUCUCCUAUGGACUCUGGCACCCAAUUUCGAUGUGGCGAUGGUCUUCGUCGCUUUCUUCGGAGUUUUCAGCGGCUCUGUCAUCGGCCUUCCGCCGGCCAGCAUGGCCAACCUUCUCGGCAAGGACCCGCGUAGGCAAGCCAAGUUGGGCCAGUGGACGGGAAUGAUGUACACCUUUGCGGGCAUACCCGCUCUCGUCGGCCCCAUCAUUGCCGGCCAUCUGAUCUCCGAGUACAAGACCUACAUCACCGUCCAGCUCUGGAGCGGCGCGUGCCUCAUGGUCAGUGCUGUUUGCAUGGGCAUCGCAACCAUGUACAAGCAUAGAGAAGAACCGGACAUGGUCACGUCGGACCAGAGCGAUUCAACGGAUCAGGACGAAGACUGCCGCACCAACAACCCGACUAUCAGGAGUAACGCUUCAAGCCGGACGGUGUCGAGCGGUGUGUCCACGGUGGAUCGGCGACGUGAUGAGCAGCAGAACGAGAAAAGUGACGAUGAGGCCAAGAAAGCCAAGGAUGACGAGCGAGCAUGA
Messenger RNA from Diplodia corticola, 1695 nucleotides. Its product is annotated as mfs general substrate transporter. The transcript is spliced from 5 exons. Gene Ontology annotation, molecular function: transmembrane transporter activity. The record is from RefSeq and is a predicted model, not a curated record. Gene Ontology annotation, cellular component: fungal-type vacuole membrane. Lineage: Eukaryota; Fungi; Ascomycota; Dothideomycetes; Botryosphaeriales; Botryosphaeriaceae. Gene Ontology annotation, biological process: transmembrane transport. Bases 1 to 1695 code for a protein of 564 amino acids.